This is a messenger RNA of Chiroxiphia lanceolata (lance-tailed manakin), 2057 nucleotides long. RefSeq lists its product as uncharacterized. The record is from RefSeq and is a predicted model, not a curated record. NCBI's taxonomy places the organism in Eukaryota, Metazoa, Chordata, Aves, Passeriformes, Pipridae. The transcript is spliced from 11 exons. The coding region runs from base 33 to 1301 and encodes 422 amino acids.
CAGGCAGACAGGUCCGGGUGCAGCCGCGGUGGAUGACGAUGGCCGGUCGCCGAUGGCUCGUCCCGCCCGUUCAAGGCCUGUUGCUCUGCAUCUUGGCUCUGCACAUCCGUCUCCAGGACUCUCUUGCCCCAGCAGAGCACAACACAGUUGCCAACAGCACCGUGGUGGCUGCCAAGAAUGCCUUGUGGUAUGCUGCGGCCACCAAGAACGCCUCAGUGGUGACUACAGCUGUCAAGAACACCACCAAGGAUGCCGUACUGGUGGCCACCACCAAGGAUGCCACAGUGGUGGCCACCACCAAGGAUGCCAUACUGGUGGCCACCAAAAAUGCCAGAGCAAUGGUCACCAAGAAUGCUGUAGUGGUGGCUACCACCAAGAAUGCCUCAGAGGUGGCCACCAAGAACGCCUCAGUGGUGACCACAGCUGUCAAGAACACCACCAAGGAUGCCGCAGUGGUGGCCACCACUAAGGAUGCCGUACCAGUGGCCCCCAAGAAUACCAGAGUGGUGGCCACCAAGAAUGCUGCAGUGGUGGCCACCACCAAAGAUGCCGCAGUGGUGGCCACCAAGAAUGCUGCAGUGGUGGCUGCCACCAAGAAUGCCUCAGAGGUGGCCACCAAGAAUGCCCUGGUGGUGGCCACUGCCAGCAACACCUCGGUGGCUUCCACUGGCAAUGCCUCAGUGGCCACCAACACCUCUGUGAAUGGUGCACGAGAGACAAUGCUCACCUGCCAGAGCUUUCAGUGCUCCGGGGAGAGGUGUUACCAGGAUGAAGCCCAUUCCAACAGAACAGUCACCUGCCACAAUGAGACUUACUGUGAGCUUUAUCGUUUCUCCAGCACAAACUACACAGCCGGGUGCAGCAGCAGGUGUGGUGUGGGGCUGUGCAGGACCAACGGCAGCGAGAGCAGGCAGCAAUGUGCCCUGGAGUGCUGUGCCACCCCGCUGUGCCUGCAGCUCAACGCCAGCGCCUACGGUGACCUGUCACCCACCACUGCUCCACCCAGGACCACCAACACCACCCACCGACCUCCCCCCCAAAACGGGAAAGUGUGCACAGCAUUCUCCUGCCACGGGGAUGGGUGUUUCAAAGGCAGGAAGACCGUUGCUAGGUGCAUCUUGGGGCAGGACUUCUGUGAGAUGAAGAGGACGGGCUUGAAUUACAUGGCAGGAUGUAGCAAAGCCUGCAAGGCUGCCAAACCAGUCUGUGCCAGUGGGAUGAAGGCUGCCUGUUACCAGGAAUGCUGCCCAGCCACCCCAAAAGCCAGCUGUCUGAAACUGGAUGGCAAAAUUCAUGGGUAGGCCACAGUCGGGAUGCUCCACAGCCUGCCCUCCUGCAGCAGAGCUCCACAGCACUCAGUAGGAUCCUGUUGCUCUCUGACUUCAGCCAAGGCCACUAUCAAACACUCUCUGUCACAUCCCUGUUGUACUCAGAAAGCUACAGGAGGGAUUCUGCCCUGCCCUGCCCAAAUCCUGUAGGCCUGAGAGACCCACAAACUUAUUGUGGAUCCUGAGAGCCAUGCAGUGUGUGCCUCCGUGCUGCUGGAAUGAGGGACCAGGAACGAGGUGUUAGGCCUCCUUAAAAAUCAGAAAAUUCUGCCUUGACUGAAGGCACAGGGGCUCCUCUAGUCAUUGACCUGCUUGUGGUGCAGCCUCCCUGGACCCCCUGUGACCUGUUUAGUUCUGAGCAGUUUAGUUCUGAAUUGCCUCUUGCCUGGGUGGGUAAAAGGGUAACUCCAUGUUUUGUCUCCAAGUCCUAGGCAGGAAAAUGGGAUUACUCUAAAAGUGUCUCAUAUUUUAGAUGAUCCUGUUUCACAUCUGUGGUUUCUGUUGCUAAAGGCAGAGCCCAGAUGUGAGCCUGUGACAUGAAUGCCCCCAGUGCUUCCCCAGCCUGUUCUUCCAGCACACAGAGCUGGUGCAGAGCUGGUUGGGCAGAAUUCCCGGGAGUCAAGGUGCUCCCAGUUGUGCACACGUGCACGGUGCUGUCGCCUGCAACCGCUCUCCUCUGCUGCCGCUGGCUCCUUAGAGAAAAGAUUGCAAAAUAUUAAAGUCUGUGUA